This is a messenger RNA of Bursaphelenchus xylophilus (pine wood nematode), 1063 nucleotides long. Lineage: Eukaryota; Metazoa; Nematoda; Chromadorea; Rhabditida; Aphelenchoididae. The record is from the annotation of a GenBank genome assembly.
AUGAAAGCCCUGACCGCAGUGUUUGUGUGGCUUUUCCUCGCGAUCACCGUCAGCUACGCGCGGAAUGUGGCGGCGUUCGGAGCACGCGGCGCCUUCGGCGACAUGGGUGAGCCGAUGGUUGUGGAUGGGUUGAGCGGAUUCGGGGACACCGGUCGCGAAGGCAGGAUGUUCGUGAUGCAGGACACAAGGGCAGAUCCUCGGUGAGUUCGCAGAAGAGUAUAGAGAUCUACUCAACAUACGUAAAUAAGAUUUUGACAAGAUUGGUAGCAGUCUGUCGCAAAAAUAAUGGGCACUCUGUCGCGUCAAAAGUGGCACUGCAGCCGAGAAAAUGAAUUGUGUCGUGACAAAAUCAAAUUGAUUUUUACUUCAGCGACACAAUCGGCGCAGCGAGAUUGUGUUCAUUAUUUCCCGAAAGGCUCGCGAAGGCAAAUUCUAACCGCUAAGGAAGUCUUUAGAAAGCGGCGCUUAGUGGGUCGACAAUACCUUGAGGUGCUCCAAUUUGUCACUGUGGCUUGGAGAUUGUUAGUUAAUAGAUUGGUCGGGUCCUAGGAUUGCUGUAUUUUGAAGGUAUUUGCCUGGAUUUAUGCAUAUGCAGAUCUCUGUUUUUUAGAGCACGCUUUCUUUUUUUUCUAUGUUAACACAAUAACCCAGGGUCAAGAGAACGAAGGUUAUCAAUAGCUAUAAUUCGGGAAGGUGCUCAUAUCGUAACGCUCCAAGUCUCCACCGAGCCUUCUCCAAAAAUGCACCGAAUAUUCAACGGGUUUCACGUGUCUCGUAAGCACCUCCUACCACCUUUUUUUGGCUCUCUGCCUGUACUAGACCUCACAUCGACAAAUUCUGUGUUGAUCCGGACCGCCGCCGGCCCGAAAAGUCGGGAUCUCCUCCUUUCGAGCACAUUCCUCGUUAAAUUUUUACCGUUUGAGUACCGGCUAGCACCUAAUGGCGAUGCGAAACUUUAAGCCAUGCAUCAAAAGUUAUUUCUUUUUUAAUUAAAGACCCUUCAUUUUUUAGCUGUGUCUUCUGCCGAGGUGGUUCGUUCCGCAAGCGCUUUGCGCAGUUCUAA